This is a messenger RNA of Soboliphyme baturini, 665 nucleotides long. NCBI's taxonomy places the organism in Eukaryota, Metazoa, Nematoda, Enoplea, Dioctophymatida, Soboliphymatidae. The record is from the annotation of a GenBank genome assembly.
AUGCAGCCUGGAUUGGAUACUGAAAAGUUUCGACAAUGGGGGAAGCGAAUGGUGGAUAUCGUAGCAGAUUACUGGGCAUCGCUCCCCAGCCGAGAUCCAGAAAGUGCUGUUCGUCCUGGCUACAUGCGAUCACUGCUUCCUGCUGAAGCACCAGAGGAACCGGAAUCCUGGGAGAAGAUUAUUGCCGAUAUUGAGCCAGUAAUUAUGUCUGGGAGUACGCACUGGCAUCAUCCACGCUUUUUCGCAUAUUUUCCGACUGGCAUCAGUUAUCCAUCUGUGAUAGCGGAUAUCCUAUCAGGUGGAAUCGGGUGUAUGGGAUUUACUUGGACUUCAAACCCUUCCUGCACAGAACUUGAGAUGAUCAUGAUGGAUUGGCUGGCGAAACUCCUUAAGUUACCAGAAUAUUUUCUUUUCACCCAUCCGGGGCCAGGAGGUGGAAUGAUACAGAGUGCUGCCAGCGAAUGCACGCUGUUCACUUUACUAGCGGCCAAGAAAACGGCUCUUGACAGUCACAUGGCACAAGAUGGUUCAUGUCAGCUUUCGCGGGACAAGUUAGUGGCCUAUUGUUCAGACCAGGUUAGUCGAAAAAAUUUUGUUAACGAUGUCAUCAUUAUCACAGUUCACGUCUCAAAGAAAAACGAAUUCAGUUUCCAGGGCAGCUAGGG